AUGGAUAAUGUUAACUCUUGCUUAAUGAUGUUGAAUGGGCAAAGCACAGAGGAGAGUGAAUGUCCAAAGGAUGAAUUGAAUGAUUCAAUAGAUUUGUACAUGGAUUCGAAGAUUAAUGCAAUCGAAAUUCGGAUUGUGAAAUACUUGCACGGGAUGGGUAUUCAGACUAAAACAGAUCCAGGUUAGAAGGAAUAGCAAUAUUGGAGUUCAAAAAGACUUGAGAGUAACAAGAAAUUAGAACUUUUUUGGAGUGAUAGCAAUUUGCCAAUGAAUUCUCCAUUAAUUCGUUUAUUGAAGAGUCGACAAUCUCAAACAUUCUAACAUUUUGGAUAGAGUGCAAAAUCUAUUCAAGAUUUCGGAACUUACUGA
Paramecium octaurelia is the source of this 369-nucleotide messenger RNA. The record is from the annotation of a GenBank genome assembly. NCBI's taxonomy places the organism in Eukaryota, Ciliophora, Oligohymenophorea, Peniculida, Parameciidae.